Messenger RNA from Lycium ferocissimum, 962 nucleotides. RefSeq lists its product as uncharacterized. The transcript has a single exon. The record is from RefSeq and is a predicted model, not a curated record. Lineage: Eukaryota; Viridiplantae; Streptophyta; Magnoliopsida; Solanales; Solanaceae. Bases 315 to 791 code for a protein of 158 amino acids.
CCCAAGUAUCCGUCUCAAUAAUAGAUUCUUCUUAAACCCUAAUUUCCUCCAAGCUUCCCAUUUUCAAUCAAGACUUAUUUUCCAAUCCCUUUUGUCCUUUUUUACUUUUUUCUUCAUUAUCCCCUUCCAAGAAGCCGCCUCUUUGUGCCUAAUUUUUUCCCAAUCCGUAACUAUUUAUACCUCUCAACGAAUUCCAUUUCCCUACUCACCUCAACUUACUAAUAAUAACUACUCUUGUUAGUUGAAUUCUAAGGUUCUGCUCAAAUUAGUUAUUAUAUCACGUGAACUAAUUUGGGACUCAGGCAUAUCUAGUAAUGAUGAUGAAGUGCAAGAAUAACAAGAAACAAAGGAAGAGAGACGACCAUAAUUCAAAGAAGUCGAAUGUCAAAGUUGUGUAUAUUUCUACGCCUAUGAAAGUAAAGACUAGUGCCACGAGAUUUAGGUCACUUGUGCAAGAACUCACAGGACGGGACUCGGAUAUAGCUAGAAUCAUGGAGACCAAUGGGAUGACGGAGUUCGAAGAUAUUCAUCAUGGGUUGCUGCCAACAAAGUCGUCAUCACCAUCACCAUCACCGUCAUCAUCUUUGUUGCCAGCAAAGUCGUCUAGUUAUUCAUCUUCAGUGAGCUCGGAGUCUAAUUAUUUUAUGGAACCUAAUUUUAAUGAUUUAUUUAGCGGCCAAAUGGAAGAGCAAUUCCUUGCUUUAUUGGCUGAUUCGUCAAAUUAUUUGCCCUCUAGUAGUAGUGAUUAUUCAGCUGAGGUUGAUGUUCUCGGAAGCUAUGAUGCACUGUAGAUUUCUUAUGUUUGUUUUUGUAGUUUACUUGAGUGAUUUUGGUGAAUAGAUAAGGCAUAGAAUUAAGGUCACUCUCAAAAAUUGCUAUCUUCCCGCUGUAAAUUUUUCGUGAUUAUUUCUCACUAAAUAUCGAGAAAAAAAAACAUAAAUAGUAGAGUUUUCACUCAGAAA